Messenger RNA from Sphenostylis stenocarpa, 1101 nucleotides. The record is from the annotation of a GenBank genome assembly. Lineage: Eukaryota; Viridiplantae; Streptophyta; Magnoliopsida; Fabales; Fabaceae.
AUGGGUAGCUUAGCUAGUCAUCUUCCUCUAAUUAUUAUGGUAGGUCUGCAAAUUCAUUAUGCAGCACUGGCCAUCUUCACCAGAGCAGCCCUGUUAGAUGGGUUGAGGACAACCGUUUUUGUAGUGUACAGGCAAGGCAUAGCCACUUUGUCUCUGGCCCCUAUGUUUUUCUCUCCAAAGAGAAGACAAUCAAUGAAAAGUUCUUUGGGAUUCAGGAGUUUCUUUUUGAUGUUUGUGACCGCUCUUGUUGGAGUCACAGCAAAUCAGAAUGCAUAUUUCAGAGGUUUAUAUUAUUCAUCUUCUACUGCAGCUACAGCAAUGAGUAAUCUGAUACCUGCUUUAACGUUUGUAAUCGCAGCAAUAGCGGGAUUUGAGAAAAUUGAACUACGAAGUUUGAGAAGCUUGGCGAAGAUAUUGGGGACAGUUUGUUGCGUUGGUGGAGCCUUAACCAUGGCAUUGGUAAAAGGACAUAAACUGUUGCACACGGAGUUCCUUCCUUCUAUACAUCUCACUGGCAGUGAAAGUGACGAUUGGUUGCUGGGUUGUCUCUUGCUCUUAGCGAGCAGUGUUUUCUGGUCUUGUUGGAUGAUCCUCCAGGUACCAAUCGCUACGUCUUGCCCAGACCAUUUACUAUCAACCUUUUGGAUGUGUCUCUUUUCAACAAUACAAUCAGCCCUAUUUGCACUACUCUCAGAGCCGGAUCUUGAAGCAUGGAUUUUACAUUCACCUUUGCAGAUUUCAUGUUCUUUAUAUGCGGGAAUCGGAAUAGCGGUUAGCUUCUUUAUUCAAUCCUGGUGCAUCUCAGAAAGAGGUCCUCUGUACUGUGCAAUGUUCAACCCAUUAGCAACAGUAAUCACUGCUUUGAUAAGUGCAACAUUCUUACAAGAAGAAGUAUACAUUGGAAGUUUGAUAGGGGCUGUUGGAGUUAUUGCUGGUUUAUAUAUUGUGCUUUGGGGUAAAGCCAAAGAGUUUGCUGAGGUUAAACCAGAGGCACCACAAUCAAACUUGCAAGAUGACGAGAUAAGUAGUAGGGUAGAUUUGGAACAACCCCUCCUAGCAGAAAAAUCUGAACAUGUAACAGAAGCAGAUAGCAAGGUGUAG